Messenger RNA from Trichosporon asahii var. asahii CBS 2479, 615 nucleotides. Its product is annotated as retrograde transporter. The transcript is spliced from 6 exons. Bases 1 to 615 code for a protein of 204 amino acids. Gene Ontology annotation, biological process: intracellular protein transport; retrograde transport, endosome to Golgi. NCBI's taxonomy places the organism in Eukaryota, Fungi, Basidiomycota, Tremellomycetes, Trichosporonales, Trichosporonaceae. The record is from RefSeq and is a predicted model, not a curated record. Gene Ontology annotation, cellular component: endosome; retromer complex.
AUGCAUUGCAUCGUCUCGCUUCCUCGUUGCAUCCGCAGAGCCUUUGGUGGAGGAAGACGGGCCAAGCCGCCACCUGCUUCCGUUGCCGCCCAGAUCCCCGAAUUCAGGCACGCGAUGACACAACCGUGUCGCGCGCAACUCAACCUCAACCUCGAUCCUUCCUCCAUCCAUCCCGCUUCGCCCGCCAUGGUCCUCGUCCUCGUCAUUGGGGACCUCCACAUCCCGACACUGACCCACGACCUGCCCGCCAAGUUCAAGAAGCUCCUGGUUCCCGGAAAGAUCGGCCAGAUCCUCUGCACUGGCAAUGUCUGCGAUAAGGAGACUUAUGAUUACUUGCGAACGAUUGCGCCGGAGGUGCACAUCGUCCGAGGCGAGUUCGACGAGGUUGUGCCGGCCGGCGACGGGGAGAUGCUCGCCGCACUUGCGCGGCAGAUGGACGUCGAUGUGCUGGUCACGGGAGGGACACAUCGAUUCGAAGCAUUCGAGUUUGACGGCCGCUUCUUCGGGCCUGUCAUCGUGACCUAUGUCUACCAACUGGUCGACGGAGAGGUCGACAAGGUCGAGUACAGGAAGCCGGACCGAUCGCAGGAUGCGCAACAGUCGUCCGGAUGGUAA